GCUCAGAAUGGAACCCGUGAACGCAGCACAGUCGGAGGCUGAGGAGAGAGCGGAGGAAAGAAAGAAAAAGGCAGACUAGAGAAAAGGGAGACCUGAGAUCAAUCUUGGCGCCAAUCAGGCAGUACUAAAAAAAAAAAACACGAACCGGUGGAUAGUUCCUGUGACCAGCUCUACGCUUUUCGCCGCUGCUACUGAUACAGUCAGUGGUCGGUGCUUUAGCCCGUCCGCCUCGUCAGUACAUUAUCUAUAAUUGUCAUAUUAAUGUGGCCCCUUCUGCUGUGUCUGCGGUCACGGUACCAAUAACUCAGCAGCGGCGGUAGAGGAGCAGCGCGGGGACAAUAGAGGCGUGUUUCUCCUGAGGCAGCCACACAAGACAGCGGCACAAUGGGGUUGAAGCAUCGAUGAAAGCAGCAUUGGACAUGAAGCCAGGAGCAGGCCAGAUUAAAAUCUCAUUGCUGUUGACACAGAGGAAGUCCAACAGAGCAAAGGAGAAGAAAGCGAGGCGUCUGGAGGAGAGGGCAGCGAUGGACGCUGUCUGUGCUAAAGUGGAUGCAGCCAAUAAGCUUGAUGAUCCACUGAAUACUUUCCCAGCUUUCAAAAAAUACGACAGAAAUGGGCUGAACCUGCAGAUAGAGUGUAAGAGAGUGACCUCCCUCAACCCGCUGUCAGUGGAGUGGGCAUUUGAACUCACCAGAGCCAACAUGCAGACACUGUAUGAGCAGAGUGAGUGGGGCUGGAAGGAGAGGGAAAAGAGAGAGGAGAUGAACGAUGAGCGAGCGUGGUACCUGCUGGCCCGUGAUGCUGAUUCCUCUCCAGUGGCCUUCUCUCACUUCCGAUUCGAUGUGGAAUGUGGAGAAGAGGUUCUAUAUUGCUAUGAAGUGCAGCUGGAGAGUAAAGUGCGGAGGAAAGGACUCGGAAAGUUCCUCAUCCAGAUACUGCAGCUCAUCGCAAACAGUACACAGAUGAAAAAGGUGAUGCUGACAGUUUUCAAACACAAUCAUGGAGCUUACCAGUUCUUCAGAGAUGCUCUACAAUUUGAGAUUGAUGAAACUUCACCCAGCAUGUCUGGAUGCUGUGGUGACGACUGCUCCUAUGAAAUCCUGAGCCGGCGGACAAAACACGGAGAGGCCUCUGCUGGACACACCCAUGGGGGUGGACACUGUGGGGGCUGCUGCCACUGAAUCCACUCCUGUUCCUGAUAUCUGAUUGGUUUAAAAAAAAAAAGCCAGCAACUUUCACAUGGCUGUGUGUGAAAGCUUGAGCUGCCUGCAAAUUCUGCGAACGCCAUGAGUUUGAACGAUCAUGUAUGUGGUUUCAAUGAAUGGAGCGUGGAAUUCCGGGCUGCCGAUGUUGAUGUGUUAAGGAAUGAGACUUGUAUGUUUUUAGGUGUUUUCCUGCUGCAAAAGCAGUAUCAGUGUGGGCUUUCACACAUAGUUACCUGUUUGUGGUUUCCUACUGCUUGGUUCAAUGUCAGACAUUUUUCCUUAAUCCUAAUGAUUAGUAGUAAUUCCCCAUUUAGGAAAAAGCUUCUUGCUGACAUCAUUAAUGACCAGAGUCAACCUCACUCCACCUCACUCUCAUCUGCUAAUGUGCUAUACUGUAUUGAAUUCAUCUGCAAUGCUGCUUCAUCCAAAGUAGUAAAUUUGUUGGAAGUUG
Cynoglossus semilaevis (tongue sole) is the source of this 1656-nucleotide messenger RNA. It is a transcript of the gene naa40, whose product is annotated as N-alpha-acetyltransferase 40, NatD catalytic subunit. Gene Ontology annotation, molecular function: protein N-terminal-serine acetyltransferase activity; histone H4 acetyltransferase activity; histone H2A acetyltransferase activity. The record is from RefSeq and is a predicted model, not a curated record. NCBI's taxonomy places the organism in Eukaryota, Metazoa, Chordata, Actinopteri, Pleuronectiformes, Cynoglossidae. Gene Ontology annotation, cellular component: nucleus. Bases 402 to 1181 code for a protein of 259 amino acids. The transcript has 9 exons.